Molecule: messenger RNA, 4195 nt
Organism: Halichondria panicea
Lineage: Eukaryota; Metazoa; Porifera; Demospongiae; Suberitida; Halichondriidae
Exons: 1
Coding region: 134-4069 (1311 amino acids)
Source: RefSeq, a predicted model, not a curated record
UAGGGGGCGAACAAAAAGUACCUGGAACAAUUGUAAUUAAUUACGGAGGUGGCCCAGAACUAAAAUAACCAAGCAGUGCAAGUAUAGGUACUAGAGUUGAUCGGCAACUUCCAAGUUUCGAGAUAAUCAUAGAAUGCAUUUGCUACUAUUUGCUGUUGUGUUGGCUAUAACACAUCAAGGACACUGCUUCACAGACUUCAGACAAGACUGGGACAGUAUUUUGUACGUCAGACCAGACAAUGGAUCGAACACGACAUGCCCAAGGCAACCAUGCAAGACAUUGAACCAAUAUGCAAAUGUAAGUCAUUUGAGCAAUACAUGGUUCAUGUUCAUGCCAGGAUUGCACACUCUGAGUUUAAACUUUCAAAUUGCCAAUCUUGUGAGCAUCACAUUAUUCAGUGCAGCAGAAAAAACAGCACACAUUCAUUGUACAGUAGCAGCGGGAUUUAUUUUUCAGAACAUAGCUACUCUCACAAUUAGAAACCUUGCCAUCUCAUCAUGUGGACAAAAAAUAUCAGACAAAAGUUUUUUUAGUCAUUUUAGUUUAAUCUCCUUUCAAGCGGCGGUCGCUCUGAAGGAUGUGACUGCUCUAACAAUGCAAUCAAUAACCAUUCGCGACAGUAAUGGAUACGGGAUAGCUGCUGCGGGACUGUAUGGAUACUCAACAAUGAAGGACUGCCUACUGGUGAACAACACUGGUAGGGAUGAUCACAACGACAGGUAUGUCGGAGGUAAUUUUGUAUUAAAGUACGAAGACUGUCCACUGGAACACACUCAGGAGCACAUACAAGUGAAAAUUAGUAGUUCAAGCUUUUUGAAUGGAAAUGCGAGUUUAUUUCCUCGAAAAGAGAGUUUUGAUAUUUUAUCUCAAAUCAGAGCUACCGGAAUUUCGGUGUUACUAUCCUGUACAAACAUUAGCAUUGUCCUGACUAACGUAACAUUAUAUUCCAAUGAAGCAUAUAGCUACACAAGCAAAGGAGGCAAUCUUUAUAUCCUAUUCGAAAGUGACAUAGACUACAUUAGCAAUAGCAUACUGGUGGAAAAUAGCAGAAUUGAAAAUGGGAAUGCUCUUUUGGGAGGGGGUGCUUACAUUGUUGCUAAAACACCAACAACAAAUAAGGGGAAGUACAGACACGAGCGGUGUGAAAACACAAAUGCUAUUAUGUUCAGAAAAACCAUUUUCAAUAGCAACAUAGGUCAACUAAGAGGAGGUGCAAUGUAUUUACUGUUUCAUGAAACUAAAUCGGAGGAGUCUUGUCCCAAUUUAUCCAUUGAAAUUGACAAUUGUAAUUUCACAAACAACAUACUAAAUGCUUCUAAUGCUGAUAGUGGAGUGGCAAUCAACAUAUACAACUAUCAAAUUAAUGGGGUACAAGUAUCUUCUUUUCCACACUAUAAAGUGAAUAUUACAAGGUGUAGCUUCAGUAAUAACAAGCUAGUGAUGACUCACAGAGCUAAUACUCAAGAUUUAAUUGCAGGAGGAGCAACUGUUUACAUUAGUAAACAGAAAAGAGAAACAUUUAUCAGUGACUCUAGCUUUGUAAACAACAGCAUAACGGCCAUUUCUGCUUUUAAUUCUAUUAUAGUGUUUAGUGGCAAUGUGACCAUAACAAAUAAUACAGGCCUUGACGGUGGGGGCCUAGUUCUCUGCCAGAGUUCGUACAUUUUGUUCACCUCAAAUACCACAUUGACAUUUGAAAAUAACAAUGCUACUUUAUCUGGAGGAGGCAUAUACGCAGAAGAUCAGUGUUUACAAUCUAAGCCACUGUGUUUUUACCAAGUGUACAAUGACAAUAAUUCGUUAACUACAGCUCAAAAGAUCUCAAUAUUGGACACUAUUCACGUGGUAAUGGUUAACAACACAGCUGGGUACGCUGGAAGUCAGAUAUUCGGAGGGUUUAUGGAUCAAUGCUAUACAACAUUUAUCAAGAACAGUACAAAUGACUACAUGUACAACAAGAUUUUCGAUGAAUCGUUGUGGCAUUGGAACAAUACAUUCGAUCAAUCCUAUGUGACUUCUUUUCCAAAACAUAUUUGCUUUUGUGAGAACAAUUCGAAGAUUUGUGGAACUCAAUUUGUUGAUAAAACCAUGUAUCCCGGUCAAACAUUUACAGUGUCUCUAGUUGCUGUGGGACAAUUUAACCAUCCAGUUCCAGCUACUAUUAUCGUGACCAGCAUCUCAAGAGGGAAACCUUACCACCGUACUAUCAAAGCUAAAUGCACCACAUUAACACUGAAAGUGCUAUCAGGACAAAAUAUUACAGGAGAAGAUAAAGUGGUUAUUCUCAUAGAAUCUGAUACUGGGACUCUAGGAGGAAAAUAUUUACGAUGGAUAAACAUAAAAUAUCGAAACUGUCCAUUGGGAACUAUAUUAAACAAAACAACUGGCUUUUGUUAUUGGUCUGCUGGAGACAGUACUUAUAAUGCUAGUGAUCAAACUAUUCGAAAACCAGGCUUAACAUGGAUAGGUUACCAUAAUGACACUGAUACUGACUCCAAAAUUGGAAAUGGUUUCAUAAAGUUUUUAUACUGUCCCCAGCUCUAUUGUGACUAUAAUGUAACAUCUAUAAACAUCAGUCAUUCAGAAACAUUCAAUCAGGAUCGACUUUUUGAUCAGCAAUGUCGCGAACACAGACACGGCAUUUUGUGUGGAGCAUGUAAGAAGCCAUACAGCUCGGCCAUAAGUUCAACCAAGUGUGUCCGGUGUUCAGACAAUAGCAUUAUAUACCGGCUUCUCCUUCUGCUAGGCUCUCUAGUGAUUGCUGUUCUAGCUCUGCUGUUCGUGCUUUGGUGUAACGUGACCAUCACAGACGGAACAAUAAAUGGAUUCCUAUUCUACACUAGUAUGUUUCAUGUUAGCGAGGAAUUGUUUUUGCAUCCUUUGCAUUGGUCUUCCUACCUAUCCAGCCUGGUGGCUUGGUUCAACUUGUAUAUAGGCAUGAGUGUGUGCUUUUAUAAUGGUUUUGAUGUUUUUGGACAAGUCAUCUUAAACUUGUUUGUUCCUCUAUUUGUUUGGACAGGAUUGGGACUAUUGAUUCUUAUUAGCUCAAAAUCCAGUCGGAUUACUCAAUUUGUUGGUAAGAAUGCUGUGAAAGUGCUGGCUACAAUUAUACUACUUUCCUACACCACAAUUCUUCAAGCUGAAGUAGCCGUGUUUUCCUGCUCAACGAUAUAUUAUCCUAACAAAACCAGUAAGCAACACUGGCUCCCUGAUGGCAAUGUAUUGUGUUGGCAAGGGAAGCACCUAGCUCUGGUGGUGAUUGGUGCUUUGUUUGGAAUAGCUACUGUUCUGUAUACUUUAAUGCUCCUCUUUAUUCAACCAUUGCAAAGAUAUUCUCAUGUGAGAGGACUGAGAUGGGUGGCUAAACUAAAGCCAUUUUUUGACGCUUACACUAGCCCACAUGUGAUUAAACAUCGCUAUCGAUUCUGGACUGGACUAUUACUCUUCAUUAGAAUGAUUAGUACUAUUUGGUUUGCUAUAACCUCCAAGAACAACGAGUACAAACACUAUGGGGUAGCAUUGACAGUAAUAUGCAUCCUAAUUUUGAGUAUAAUUGUUUUUCUUGGUGGAAUCUACAAUCAAUUGUGGUUGAAUAUUCUCAAUGCUUCGUUUUACACAAAUCUAACUAUUUUGUCAUUUUUCUCCUUCUAUUCGGCUACAAAACAACCUGAAUUUAGUGGACAAGGCAAUAAUACACAAAUUACUGCCACCUACACUUCACUAGUCAUAGCCUUUGUGACGUUCCUGUUCAUUCUCUCCUACCAUGUGUACAAGCGUCUGAAAGAGACCGGUCUGCUCGCUCGCUGUGUGGGAAGAAUCCAGGGGACUCAGUGUUGGAGAGCUGUCGACAAAGGCAGGAUACAAUACGUAAGGCUGCCCCAAGAAGACCCUCAGGAUCGAGAAAUGAACAAUGAUUUCAAUGGAGAGAGACAACUCGACGAGGAGUAUAACUGGGAGAGAGAGCUAGAUGUACAAGACAGAGAGCUCAAUUCUGAAGAUGAUCAUGUUCCAAGACCUGAUUCACGUGAAGAAAGCAGCGAUCCAAGAUCAAGUGGAGAAACCAACUAAAGUUACAUAUCGUGCACACACACUUGUAUCAAGCACGUACUGCAUUAGACAUAAGAAAUAGAAAGUACUGAAGUUUUACUAGUAUAUAUACAUUGCAUGCAUCAUUGUAAUGUGCAUACUGCAUAC